CACCUACCGAUGCAAGCUGGACUUUCACAACACCAUUUUAGGAUACCCAGACAAUCACCAUGUCUUCCAUGAUUACAGCCGCGCAGUGGGUCCCUAGGGGCUUCGCUGCGCCUUUCCCUCAGAAGUAUACCCUAGACGAGGCAGAGUUUGAGCGGAUAGCGGAGCUUGCCAAGCUCCAACUGGACGACGCCCAAGGGGAUCUUGAGGAAGCUGAAGCUGCGCAGAAGGGCGCAAAGGCUAACGAGACCGAGGACAAUGAAGAGGACUCAGAGAUGAAGAUUGAUGAAGACAAGCCAACCGAGAAGACAGAGAUCAACCUUAAUGAUGAUGACCUAAAAGAAUAUGAUUUGGAAAACUACGACAACGACGACGGUGAGGAUGAGCCUGGAAACGGCGAGGGCAUGGGCAUGUUUGGUAACAUCAAGUCGCUGGCCUACUACGAGUCGAAUAAGGACGACCCCUACAUCACAAUUGAUGCCGACAAGGAACAGGAGGAUGAGGACCGGGAAGAGCUCCAGAUUCUUGCGACGGACAACCUUAUCGUGGCUGCCAAGGUGGAAGACGAGAUGGCGCACCUCGAGGUUUUCGUUUACGAGGAUGAGGCUGAUAACCUUUACGUCCACCACGACAUCAUGCUCCCGGCCAUCCCUCUGUGUGUCGAGUGGAUCGACAUGCCCGUCAACAAGCCCGGUGCAGAGAAGGACUCGACGGGUAACUUCGUCGCCGUUGGCACAAUGGACCCCGAUAUUGAGGUGUGGGAUCUGGACACCAUCGACUGCAUGUACCCCAAUGCGAUCCUCGGCCAGGGAGGCAACGAGGAGGAGAAGAAGUCAAAGAAGAAGAAGAAGAAGUCCAAGAAGUCCAACGAUGAGUACCACGUUGACGCUGUCCUGUCGUUGGCUGCGAACCGCAAGCAUCGCAACCUGAUGGCUUCAGCCUCUGCCGACAAGACGGUCAAGCUGUGGGAUCUCAACACGGCAAAGUGCGCCAAGUCGUAUACUUAUCACACCGACAAAGUGUGCUCACUUGCGUGGCACGCGAACGAGCCUACCGUUCUGCUUAGCGGUUCUUACGACCGAACUGUGGUGGCUGCCGAUAUGCGUGCGCCAGAUGCGAAGCCUCCCCGAUGGGGCGUCGAGAGCGACGUCGAGAAUGUGCGGUGGGAUCCUCACGACCCGAACUUCUUCUUCGUGUCGACGGAGAACGGUGUCAUCCACUACCACGACGUCCGCAAUGCGCCGUCCGACCCUACGGGCACCAAGGCUGUCUGGACGCUCCAGGCUCACGAUGAGUCUGUGUCUUCGUUCGACAUCAACCCCGUGGUCCCCGGUUACAUGGUGACCGGCUCGACCGACAAGACGGUCAAGCUGUGGAACAUCCAGCCCACAGGGCCCUCGGUGGUGGUUUCGCGCAACCUCGACGUCGGAAAGGUCUUCUCCACCACGUUCGCGCCCGACCCGGAGGUUGCCUUCCGCCUCGCCGUCGCCGGCAGCAAGGGAACAAUGCACGUGUGGGACACCAGCACCAACGCGUCGGUGCGCAAGGCCUUUGCUCAGCGGGUGCCCGAGCAGCGCGGGAAGGGUGAAGAUCGCCUCGUGGGCGUUAACAACGAUGACAGCUCCGACGAUGACGAUGAGGAAGAUGACAAGCAGGACGAUGAUGAUUCGAUGGAUGAGGACUAGACGAAUCUCUGAUUUAUUGAAAACGUUUCGAAUCAAGAUUUUGGACAGAUCUACGGCCUAGGUUGAGGCUGGAUGAGAUCAUUGUCUCAGUGGACAAUGGCGCGGCGACCCCUAGAGAGCAUUGGCAAUGGUCGAUUGUAGCGAAGAUCAUGUCUUGCCCGCUCUGGAGGUCGACUCCUGAGAAAAAGAGUACUCUGCAUGAAUGAAGCACACUGGCGCACAGGAACUGUUUCACAGCGGGAUGGAUAUUGGGGGGUUUACAAAUUGACUAGAUAGACGAGGUUUCUGAACAGGAAUGGAAAAGUUGGAUCUGAUCUUCAAACAAUCUUGGGUUCUUUUUUUAGUGAGCGGCGGAACGAGAUGAGCAUAGAAACAAUAUGUGAGCAUGACAAGAUAGCUGGUGGAAAGGGAAAAUCAAGGGUCCUCUUAGAUGGUCUGAGAUGGCUCACGAACCAAGCCGUCAUCUUUAGGUUGUCUGAGAACAGACGUUCACACGUCACAGGCGCCGAAAAUAGGGCGGUGGCACUGAGUCGCGCGAAUGCAUUGUCAAGGACCAAUCUCAGACAGUCCAAGACAAGACGAACGUGAGGGUGGACAUUGCGAAAUGAGACCUCUGUGCGCUGGGCCCAUAGCUAGGAGUCGGUUGAAGAGCAGAUCACGUCACUGCAGAACAUCCACGAGAAUAUACUAGUUAAACGGUGGGUAUUACAUGAAAGAGAGGUUUCUGAGGACAGACAUUAAAUACUUACUCAACAUCAUGUAUUUACGGGAAUUCUCAUGAUGCAGCAAUUUACGUAUUCAAGGU
Molecule: messenger RNA, 2487 nt
Organism: Fusarium odoratissimum NRRL 54006
Lineage: Eukaryota; Fungi; Ascomycota; Sordariomycetes; Hypocreales; Nectriaceae
Exons: 2
Coding region: 60-1682 (540 amino acids)
Biological process (GO): rRNA processing
Cellular component (GO): nucleus
Molecular function (GO): protein binding
Source: RefSeq, a predicted model, not a curated record